UGUUCCCGCUGCCCGCCGCUCGUUCGCCUUGUUCUCAUCCCUCGAGACGCGCGAAACGAGGUAAAUCGGGGCGCGGUGGAUCUCAUUAUCGCCGCCUUACCGCCCACGCCGCCCUGCCUCUGCCAUCCAUCAUAGGGGUCCUCCUGACCAGCAAAAGGCCGAAACAGUACCACAGUUCGACGCAUUGCCACGAGCGUCGAGUUUGUUUCUGCCGGAUACCACCUCAGCCCAGCCCAGCCCGCCUUCUCGUACUGCUGUGCUGCUGCGGGCGCUGCUCCCUCCUGCUGCCGUCGCUCGAGCUGCUGCUGGAAUGCGGAGUUGCAGCGACAUCUCCAUUCCAAUCUUGGCUGCAUGCUUGGGGUGAAGUUUGAGAACAAAGACGCGCAUUGGCAACCACCACCACUUGCUCAUUCUCUUGACGCUGCCUGUUCCUUCUUCAUCGCCACCACCCUCCUUCGAGCCUCCCCAAUUUGAGAAGCGAAGGAGCAAUCUGUUUUCCCACCAGCCGUGCCGCCGCCAAAGCCACCCAAUUCUUCUAGACUGCGCGCCUCAAUCGACAACCUCGCGGCUCUCUGCGCGCCGCGUUCUGGCGCCCGCCGUCCCUGCGUAGCCUCUCCUGCCCUCCGCCCAAAAGAAUCGACCAGUGCGCCCCGGUCGACACUCAUUUCCGCCCAUUGCUUUCGUCACUAUCACGAGCUCGUAUUUGGUAUAGAAGCUUGGUAUCCGCGACGAUACGAGAACCGCGUAUAGAAACAUCCUCCACACGAGCCGACCAUAUAAUAGCCUCUCAGAGACCAGCGCCGGCCAUGGCGCAGACGCAGGAUGCUUUUGCAGCGUCGUACAACAAGCAACUGCCCGACACACCCGACUCGCCAAACAGCGUGCAGUGGGAACCAAAAGAUGGUCGAUUGACCAGCACCGAUACGGCCGUCAGGCCUGGCACGCCCACUUAUGGCGAAUACUCGCACAACCGAGAAAUUUCCAAUGCAACGAUAGAAUCCACCCCUCCACGAGACUCGCCAUCAGUGAGGAGAAAGCCCGUUCCGAGUAGUCUACAGCCUGAUUAUGGGCAAGGACCAGAAGUCCGAAUACAGCAUGCACCUGCCAGCCCAGUCAAUAUCAGCCCGGGGCAUAUGUUCCACAUUGAGGGAGAACAGGCGGCAAUACAAAUGAGCGAGGAAAAUCGACGCGCUUCUCGAGACACCGCCACACCAGACUCGGGCUAUCGGGGAAGCGUCAGCUCUUUACCGAUGAGGCCGGCGCAAAAAAGUUCGAUUGGUGAGUCGAGCCAUAGUCGGAAGUCAUCAGGCUCCUUUGAUCCAAAUCGCAUCGAGGAAGAAGGUGAAGAUGGAGAGAAUGGCAACACCGAGGACAACCCGGGUCUGCAAUACCAUGCAUUUCCGGAGACAGCCAAAAAGCCCAACAAUCGAGUUUCCCAAGCAACGACAAAUUCGAGCGGUUCUGGUUCGUCAGCCGAAGGCAAACAUCGUCCAUCCAAUUCAUACUCUGGGUCGGCGGGUCUUGCGGUACCGCGUACAGGGCUGACAAGGCCCGCAUCAGCAUAUACUCUUGGAGGAGAAUUGCGGGGCAGGACACUAUCACCAUUGAGCGCGAACGAGUCCGACUCGAGCUCGCCCGCAAGAAAUGGUCGUGAUCUUUCAACGCAACGACGCUCACCUCUUGCCCGCCCGCACAGUUAUGUCGAGCUUCUUGCAAAUGUCCCGUACAACCAGCAAGUUGCUCCCAGUGGACAGCUCAACAAUGCUGGCCUGCAAUCAGUGGUUGGAAAUGCCGCCAGCCUACUGCAGACGAAGAAAACCCUUGAGAUGUACCGCGCGAAUGUGAAGAAGACGCACGAUGCAGCAGUGCAGUACGAGUUCGCUGUUUUCAUGGUCAACUCUGCGCAUGAAAUAGCUCCUGGAGAUGACCUUGAUCCCGCGGAAUUGAUUAACGAAGCUAAGCACAUCUUACAAAGACUGGCAGAUCGAGCAUAUCCCUUCGCUCAGUACUAUCUCGGGGAUGGGUACUUCAGUGGAUUGUUCAACAAGGGUAAAUCAGACUAUGAUAAGGCGUUCCCACUUUUUGUUGCAGCUUCGAAACACGGACAUGCAGAGGCCGGAUAUCGUGCAGCUUUGUGCUACGAAUUUGGUUGGGGUUGUGCAAAGUCCUACCCCAAAGCUGUACAGUUUUACAAAGCCAGCGCGUCGAAGAAUCACCCUGGAGCUGCAACACGACUAGGACUCGCACAGAUCAAAGGCGACAUGGGUCUUGACUUCAGGAUUAGGAAUGUAUACCGAGAGGGCGUCAAGUGGUUGAAGCGAGCUUCCGAAAGCGCUGAUCCCCAGUACAACGCCGGACCUUUCGAGCUUGGGUUACUGCACCUCACAGGCUACGGCGAUGACAUUUUCAAGGACGAGGCAUACGCCGUGCAACUGAUCACACAAGCCGCAGAGCUGGGCCAUGUACAGGCCAACUUUAUGAUGGGACAAGCCUACGAGAAUGGACUGCACAGUUGCCCCAAAGACGCAGCAUUGAGCGUGCACUUCUACAAUGGAGCUGCGUCGCGAGGUCACGUCGAAGGCAUGAUGGCACUAUGUGCGUGGUACAUGGUUGGAGCGGAGCCGGUGUUGGAGCGAGACGAAGCCGAGGCCUACAUGUGGGCAAAGAUGGCUGCGGAGACAGGCUGGCCAAAGGCUGAAUACGCUGUCGGAUACUUUACAGAAAUGGGCAUCGGAUGUCGCCGCGAUCCGCUCGAAGCUAAUGUCUGGUAUGUGCGAGCUGCGGACCAAGGCAAUGAAACUGCACGGCAAAGGCUGGCCAUCAUCCGAGCUGCAGCGAGCGGUGACCCAGGCAUUCCAAUGAACAGGGAACCAGCGAAGAGCAAGGAGUUGGGCGGCAAGAAGAAAUGGGGACUAUUCUAGGACAAUUCCCUUGUCAGUGCAGGACAAUCGAGCACUCCAGCAGUGGACCUCAGCUCGGACGAAACUGGACUUUGCUCGCGUUGGAGACCCAGGACCAAUGUCAUCUGGGGCAGCUGCCGUACUGCUCCGUCACCACUGCAAUUUGGCGAUCUGCUGGCGGUCUUUCAAGCAUUUGGCUUUCGCAAACGCGCCCAUGUUUGUUCAAUCGGCGCUGCGCUGUCACCGCAAAGGAGCGCUGUGAGGAAAACGUAUUUGGAACAGCGUGGAAAUCAGAAGUGUACAAAGAUGCGGAGAAUUUUUUGGAGGUCAUGAGCAGGCUUAAUGAGAUGCAUCUCUCGAGAUCAGCAAUCCGGAUUUCUGGAAAGGCGCAGCAUCGAUGUGUUUGGGGUCACCACUCAUCUAUAUUAGAUUUUGGGGGCUGGGGAGGCGUAGAGGUUGUUGGGCACUCUUGGUGUUAUCAUUCGGGAUACUCCAUUCGCGCGGGCUUUUCAUCAUCACCAUCAUCACGAGCAUUUGCAUUUGAGAGUGUUUUCAAAAGGGGAAUGGGGUUUGACAGGUUCAUUGUAAUGUAUCAUGAGUGGGAAUCGGACGAGGCAUGGCUUAGACA
Molecule: messenger RNA, 3528 nt
Organism: Cercospora beticola
Lineage: Eukaryota; Fungi; Ascomycota; Dothideomycetes; Mycosphaerellales; Mycosphaerellaceae
Product: tetratricopeptide repeat protein
Molecular function (GO): protein binding
Source: RefSeq, a predicted model, not a curated record